AUGCACCAGUUAGCCAUUGAUGAACAAACUGUCUACCCCAUAGGCUCAAAAAUAUUAAAGCGCGAUUUUUAUGUCGAUGAUCUUAUUACAGGCGGUGAGUCCAUUCAAGAAGUCAAGGAAAUUAUGAGUCAAACUACAAAGCUGCUGGAAAAAGGAGGAUUCAAGUUGAGAAAGUGGUGCUCCAGUAAUCCUGAAUUGUUGCAGACGAUACCACCUGAUGAUCGAGAAACACGACUUAAGUUCGACGAUGGAAGCGAUAUAACUAAAACACUCGGUUUAACUUGGGAUCCUGCAUCAGAUUGCCUAUUGUUCGCGUUCUCACCAAUGCAGCCUUCAUCAAAACAUUGCAAGCGGUCCAUUUUGUCAACUAUUGCUCGUUUUUAUGACCCACUCGGUCUCAUCGGCCCUAUUAUUUCGAAGGCUAAAAUCUUUCUUCAACAAAUCUGGAAAGAAAGGCUUGACUGGGAUGAAAGUUUGCCUUCAUCACUACAUUCAUCGUGGCUUAGUUUGUGUGCAGAUUUUGGCUGCAUACCGCAAAUAAAGUUUCCCCGUUUGUCAAUACAGCAGAAUGGCGCCUAUGAAAUUCAUGGUUUUAGUGACGCCAGCAUCGAAGCAUACGGAGCUUGUCUUUACGUCGUGUCAGUCAGUCAAGGAAGAAACCAGGCGCAACUGCUAUGUUCAAAAUCUCGUGUAGCGCCCUUAAAAACUCUUACGGUUCCAAGGCUGGAGUUGUGCGGUGCCUCCCUGUUGGCGCAACUCAUGCAUGAAAUAGCUCAAAUGAAACUUUUCUCGUGUCGAUAUUAUUGUUGGUCUGAUUCGGCGGUGGUGUUAUCCUGGAUCCGCGACGAACCUUCAAGAUUUCAAAUCUUUACAGCUAAUCGCAUAGCCACUAUACAGGAGUUGACUGCGGGUAUGGAAUGGCGCUACGUGCCUACGAAGUUUAACCCAGCUGAUAUUUUAUCCAGAGGUGCAACCUCUAACGACCUCAUUAACUCAUCUCUAUGGCUGCAUGGACCGGAUUUUUUAGCUCAAGAUAAAAACAAUUGGCCAAACCCUUGCAGUCAACAUGUUUUUGGUUACAUUUAUAAGUUCCAAAAUCGCUUGCGGCUUUCUGGACUGACUGUUGAUUGCAUACGCCGUGGCACAAAACUACUCCUGCGCACCAUCCAAAGGCUUCACUUCAAAGAGGAUCUCAAAUGCCUUCAAGCCGGUCAAGGUGUGAAGGCAUCUAGUUGCAUUGCGUCGCUCUCACCAUUCAUCGAUAGUUGUGGAUUGCUUCGUGUGGGUGGACGACUGAAAAAUUCAGCGCUCGACUUCGAGGCGCAGCAUCCAGUCAUACUGCCGAGACGUCAUCCUGUCACUCAGGCAAUCAUUAUGCAUUUUCAUAGGCGCAAUUUGCACGCGGGUCCUCGUUCCCUACUAGCAUACAUUCGGCUGCAGUAUUGGCCUAUUGGCGGACGAAAAACUGUUUCGAACGUUGUAAGCAAAUGCACUCUAUGCUUCCGAGCUAAACCGCACUUAGCGGAACAUAUUAUGGCUGAUCUUCCGGAAGAUAGGGUAAACUCAUCUUAUGCAUUUAUGGUCAUUAUAAAAACGAAAUACGCAACAAGCAACCCAUAA
This is a messenger RNA of Anastrepha ludens (Mexican fruit fly), 1620 nucleotides long. RefSeq lists its product as uncharacterized. NCBI's taxonomy places the organism in Eukaryota, Metazoa, Arthropoda, Insecta, Diptera, Tephritidae. The record is from RefSeq and is a predicted model, not a curated record. The transcript is spliced from 2 exons. Bases 1 to 1620 code for a protein of 539 amino acids.